UCAAUGGCAAACACUCAAAGCUAUUAACCAUUUUUCUAUUUACACUAAUUUCAUUGGAUAAGUGAAAACAGUCAGACAUUAAUGUCCUUAUGAAUCCCAAUUUCUCAAAAUCGAUGCUGAUAAGAGCACUUGAGAAUUUUAGGGGUAAAAUUAGAAUGAGAGACACAAAAAUAAGGCAAAAAGGUAGAGGGAGUAAAUGAGAAUCGUAUAUAAAGUUCCAAGCAUAUUGCUCACAAAAACAUUUGUGCAAAAAAAUUUAAAGUGAAAAGAUAGCAAGCAUAACCAAGUGUAGCACAAAAUUUCUCAAUUCAAAAAAAUAUAUUUUAUCGACAAAUAAAAAGGAUGAAUAAAUUUUUGUGCAGUUUUGUUUUUAUUGGUUUUAUUGGUGUUAUCAGUGCAGCUGAAACAACAUCGACUACAACAAAUCCUCCACCGAAAAAAGAUCCAGUUCCACAAACUUCAUAUGUACCAUCUGCAACGAACUACCAAAGUAGCAAUAGUGAAGCAGCGAUUUUAAAUAAUCAAGCUUACGAUCCAACACUCUACCAAACAUUCGUUCCACAAGAUGCUGUACAGCAGUAUGUCAGUCAAUAUGGUGGUUAUGCAGGUCAGGCAUUAGAAGGAUUUCUCAUUCCAACAUUUGAGAGAAAUGAUUACACUCAUGACACAACUCCAACAUUUGUUGCAAUUCUAAAGUCGUUCCUGCCUGGACCUAAAAUCAUUUUCGCAAUUUUGGCUAAAAUCGUUGCAUUAUUAGCAUCAGCAAUUGGUGUUGUUUUCUUUGGUGGUGCAGUCACUUCAUUCGUGUGUGCAUUCACUCCACUUUGCACAAUCACAUUUUUGGGACGACCACUGGCUCUAAUUAAGAAGGAAACAAAAGAUUUGGUUGAUAAAAUUGGAGAGGAAUUUACUGCUGAUCGUGUUAAGAGAGCUGCUGAUUUACUGAAGUUAGCUUAUGACAAGUAUAAUGCAAUGCAGAAGAACUGAUUAGUAAGGAUGUAUCUUCAUCAAAAUCCAACGAAUUUUUAAGUAAUUUUCCUUGAGUAUAAGCAAAAACUUUAUGUCUGAUUUUCCCUUAUUUGUGAAGAGUUUUAAU
Chironomus riparius is the source of this 1096-nucleotide messenger RNA. The record is from the annotation of a GenBank genome assembly. NCBI's taxonomy places the organism in Eukaryota, Metazoa, Arthropoda, Insecta, Diptera, Chironomidae.